UCCCCGGAGCCUCAUGAAGAUUGGGGUGAAGCUAGGCUCCCCCACAAUGCCGCAUUAGGCAACGUCCAGACAAUUAGCUUUGGCGAUCAGUACGCCCAGUGCAUAUGGUUUACUACCCCGCGGAUUUUCCGACACGUGCAUGCGAGACACUCUUCGCACCACGCUUGCAUUGUGCGACUUGACGGCUUGCGGUCCGGAUAUUGA
Messenger RNA from Bipolaris oryzae ATCC 44560, 204 nucleotides. RefSeq lists its product as uncharacterized. NCBI's taxonomy places the organism in Eukaryota, Fungi, Ascomycota, Dothideomycetes, Pleosporales, Pleosporaceae. The record is from RefSeq and is a predicted model, not a curated record. The annotation marks the transcript as partial. The transcript has a single exon.